Messenger RNA from Gopherus flavomarginatus (Mexican gopher tortoise), 1842 nucleotides. RefSeq names its product microtubule associated protein 6 (gene MAP6). Gene Ontology annotation, biological process: microtubule cytoskeleton organization; dendrite morphogenesis; regulation of microtubule cytoskeleton organization. Bases 590 to 1771 code for a protein of 393 amino acids. The record is from RefSeq and is a predicted model, not a curated record. Gene Ontology annotation, molecular function: calmodulin binding; microtubule binding. The transcript is spliced from 3 exons. NCBI's taxonomy places the organism in Eukaryota, Metazoa, Chordata, Testudines, Testudinidae. Gene Ontology annotation, cellular component: cis-Golgi network; dendrite; microtubule.
CGCAGCGGCGGCGAUGCUCCGGUCUCCGCUCAGAUGAUGGCUGUGGGGCGGCUGCUCCUCUAGCCGCGGCCGUGAGAGCCGCAGCAGCACCCGCCGGGAGAGGCGCGGUGCGGGGGGGAGGCAGGACCUUGCAGCAGGGCUCUUCUCCGCCGUGCACCAGGGCUGAAACCCGACCGGGCUGCCGCGCGAUUGCACUUGCCUCAGGUCGCCAAGGACGUGGGGGGAAUCCGCAGCUUUGACCGACCAUUGCUUGCGGGCUGGGGGCAGCAUUUCCUUUGCCUUGCGUUUGGGCUGGGCUCUGCCAGAGUCCUGGCCCCUUGCGAUUAGCACCGAGCCUUCUGCUUGCAGCUAGGGACUGUGCUAAGGCUUUGCACCGCUUUCCCCUCCAAAGUGCUGCGUGCACCGCCGCAGCCCGGAUUAACCCCUCCCCCGAUCUUGAACUGGCACCGAAUUUCCUUUUGCAGCCCCUCGGCCGGGGGCUCUUUCUGGCGGGGGAGUAAGCGAGCGAGUGGAUUACUUCGCGGUGCUCUUUGCAGGGUGUGCGGGGACAGGCCAAGCUGCCUAGCCGGGGAGAGGUUGAGGCGCCACCAUGGCUUGGCCCUGCAUCACCCGGGCGUGCUGCAUCGCCCGCUUCUGGAACCAGCUGGACAAGGCGGACAUCGCGGUCCCUUUGGUCUUCACCAAAUACUCCGAGGCCACCGAGAGCCCCGCGGCCCAGGGGGGUUUGCAGCAGCAGCAGCCGCCGCCGCCGCCACGCCCUUCCUCUGCCAUCGAGACCCAGCCCUCCAUCCUGGGGGGCGACCUGGAUGCAGUUGCCAGGGCGACUGCGGCUGGGGGGGACCACAAGGCUGGGCCGGGGCAGCAGCCGCUGGCCGACUCGGUGAUGCGCCAGGACUACAAGCACUGGAAGGUGCAGCGGCCGGAGCCCAGCUGCAAACCCAAGAGCGAGUACCAGCCCUCGGAAACCCCCUUUGAGAAGGAGAGCCAGUACCAGAAGGAUUUCCGGGCCUGGCCCAUCCCCAAGAGAGGGGACCACCCCUGGAUCCCCAAGCCAGCCCCGUCCCCUGGGCCAGCCCCGGACAAGGGCCCCCAGGAGAAACCUCCCAGCCAGGAGAAGAGGAGGAAGCUGCAGCCAGGGCAGGAGAAGAAGGAGGAGGAGGCAGAGCAAAGGGCAAAGGAGGAGGAGCCCAAGGCAGAGGAAGGGCGGAAGAAGAGGGUCCAGGUGGUCGAGGAUGGGGGGCAGCAGCAGCCCGUGCUCUCGGCAUCCCAGGAGGCAGCCAAAGGGCGAGCAGCAGUGGAUGCCCUCAACAAGCAGAUCAGAGAGGAAACGGCAGCCGGGGUGAGCAGCUCCUACAGAAAUGAAUUCAGACCUUGGAUAGACGUCAACAGGGUUAAGCUUAUAAAAGCUAAGUCCCAGUACAAACCCCCGGACGAGAAAGUGAGCCACGAAACCAGUUACAGUUCUCAGUUCAAGGGGGAGCCCAACAAGCCUGUACUAGCCGAUAACAAAUUCAUCGAUCGCAGGAGGAUACGCAGCCUGUACAGUGAGCCCUUCCAAGAAUCUUCAAAGGCGGAGAAGCGUAGUGUUCAGCCUUCCAAACCAAAAAAGACAACAACGAGCCAUAAACCACUGAAAAAGGCCAAAGACAAGCAGAUCGCAUCUGGCCGGGCUGCCAAGAAAAAGAGUGCCGAGAGCUCCAGCGGGACAAAGCCAGAGGACAAGGGGAAAAGUAAAGAGAUGAACAAUAAAUUGGCUGAGGCUAAAGAGUAAAUUUCAUUGCACUUUUCUCUCUCUUUCUUUCUUUUUUCUUUUAUUAAAUAAAGGCCACAAAAUUAAUUAGA